Akanthomyces muscarius is the source of this 2133-nucleotide messenger RNA. RefSeq lists its product as uncharacterized. The transcript is spliced from 4 exons. NCBI's taxonomy places the organism in Eukaryota, Fungi, Ascomycota, Sordariomycetes, Hypocreales, Cordycipitaceae. Gene Ontology annotation, cellular component: Ino80 complex. The record is from RefSeq and is a predicted model, not a curated record. Gene Ontology annotation, biological process: double-strand break repair; regulation of DNA-templated transcription. Bases 1 to 2133 code for a protein of 710 amino acids.
AUGGUCGGAAAGGUCUCCGAGAGGGUUCUCCUGAGGGAGGGCCUUGAACGAACCGACAAUGGCAUGAAACUCACAACCUGGCCAGACGUGACGCCUAUCAACCAAAAGAACUACUAUACAGAUUAUAUGAAACGAGAUGACCAGGUACUCGCUCUGCGACUCCAAAAUGAUGCCACCCGGGAUAAGCUCGUACAGAUCCCGCUCCCCGUUCCGAACCUCGCCGACGACGAAGAUGGCGCCGCGACACCUUCUAAUGCUAUCGACCCCUCGCGCAUCAUCGUUAUUCACCCCGGCAGCCAGAACCUGCGCAUAGGUUUUGCCAGCGAUGCCCUGCCCAAGACGAUUCCGACCGCCCUCGCCACCAAGUUUGCGCGGACCGAGGCCGACAUGUUCGAGGCUUUGCCGCGACGUCAAUUCGAAGCCAAGACGUCCGAGCAGCAAUACGGCGAGGAGUGGUCUAAAAAGUACCAAAAGAUGUGCGCCGACCUCAAGAUCGAGAUGCGCGCCAACAAGCGCAAGGUGCUGCCCAACUCCAAGGAACUCGUGCAGACCUUCAACCGGCGAACGGAACCCGAAAUUAUUCAGCAGCACAAUGACCCGCUGGAAGUAGCAUGGACCGACGUCAAGAAACUGAAAAAGACCAACUUCGAGGCCGAGUGCUUCAUUGGUCACGAAGCCUUGCGAGUUCCCGACGACUCAGACCCCAAGUUCAAAAUCUGGUGGCCGAUUCAACAGGGAUGGUGGAACGAAGGCGGAUACGAAAGCCAGGAGCAUAUCUACGAUGACUUCGAAACACUUCUCGACAAGGCACUUCGACAAGAGCUCGGCCUGAGGACGAACAGCGAGUGGCAGCAGUACAGCUGUGUCUUCAUCAUCCCCGAUCUUUACGACAAGAAGUAUGUCGAACAAAUCCUGCACUCCUGCAUGACAUGGUUUGAGUUUAGCAAAGUCUGCUUUGUCCAGGAGAGCAUGGCGGCUACGUUUGGCGCUGGCUACACGCAAGCCUGCGUCGUCGAUGUCGGUGCACAAAAGACAUCCGUGACUUGCGUCGAAGACGGUCUUUGCAUUGAAGACUCGCGGAUCAACCUCAAGUACGGCGGCUACGACAUGACCGACACGUUCAUGAAGAUGAUGCUGUACGACCACUUUCCCUACCAGGAGAUAAACCUGCAAAAACGAUCCGAUUUUUUGCUUGCCGAGGAGCUCAAAACUAAGCAUUGCACCAUGUCGCAGGCCGAAAUUUCGGUGCAGCUCUACAACUUUCACGUCCGCGCUCCCAACGAGCCCACGCGCAAGUACACAUUCAAGACGUACGACGAGGUCAUUCUCGCGCCUAUGGGCGUCUUUGACCCCUCCAUCUUUGAUAACAGCACCAAACUUCGCGGAAGGCGGAAGCUCAUCGAGCGCUCGUACAACUCGUAUGAGGUGGAUCAGCCCGAUGAUCCUACCUCAGCUGCACAGCUAGCCAUUCUCGCUCUCGUCCAGCCAUCGCUGCUCUCCAGCGAGUCCCAGACUCAGGAGGUCUCUACGCCCAUGAAGGAGCGCCCCGCCUUCAGCUUCAAGAGCGAUGCCGGCGCCAACGGAACGCCCAUGGCCUCGCACGCCGGGUCACCCGCCCCUGAGGGUUCCGGCACACCGGCGCCUUUUGUCUUUGGUGCCGGCAAGGAUGGUUCCGCCGCGGGUACGCCUGUGCCUGGCGCCGCCUCACAGCCGCCAGCUGGCCUGUUCGUCGAGUCGCAGGAGCGCAGCGCAGAUUCCAUCGCCGCCGAGCGCGACGCUGUACUGCCCGUGGCGCCGCUCGACAUUGCCAUCCUGACCAGUAUCCAGAACGCCACCAAGGGCGACGAGAAGAAACUGCGCGAUCUGCUCGGCAGUAUCAUGGUCAUUGGCGGCGGCGCCAAGGUUCCGCAAUUUACUGUCGUGCUCGAGGAGAAGCUCAAGGCGCGCCGGCCGGACCUGACGGAACGCAUUCUGGUGAGUCGCAGCGCCAAGGAUAUGGACGAGCAGGUCGUCUCGUGGAAGGGCGCGAGCGUCUUUGCCAAGCUCCCGGCCAACGAUUCGUGGAUUACGCCGUUUGAGUUUGAGCGCCUUGGGCCAAGGACGCUGUACCACAAGGUGCUCUGGGCAUGGUAG